AGUCUAUAAAUGAGACACAUUUUGGUGGUUCCUUCACUUACGCCUUAUUCUUCUUCUUCUUCUUCUCUCACUCUUAUCUCCUCCUUUCGCUUUUCUCUCUCUUCUUUCUCUCUCUUCUCAACUCCCAUUUCGAUCCACCGUUCCAUCUUCCUUCGCAUAAGAACAAUGGCAUCGCACAUUGUUGGAUAUCCUCGUAUGGGGCCCAAGAGAGAGCUAAAGUUUGCUUUGGAAUCUUUCUGGGAUGGGAAGAGUACUGCCGAGGAUUUGCAGAAAGUGUCAGCUGAUCUCAGAUCAUCGAUCUGGAAGCAGAUGGCUGAGGCUGGGAUCAAGUAUAUCCCAAGCAAUACUUUCUCGUGCUAUGAUCAAGUGUUAGACACCACAGCAAUGCUCGGUGCUGUUCCCCCCAGAUACAGUUGGAACGGAGGUGAGAUUGGGUUCGAUGUCUACUUUUCCAUGGCUAGGGGAAAUGCUUCUGUUCCCGCCAUGGAAAUGACCAAGUGGUUUGACACUAACUACCAUUUCAUUGUCCCGGAAUUGGGACCAGAUGUUAAGUUCUCUUAUGCAUCUCACAAGGCAGUGAAUGAAUUCAAGGAAGCCAAAGCUCUUGGAAUUCAAACCGUCCCAGUCCUUGUAGGCCCUGUGUCCUACUUGUUGCUAUCAAAACCAGCUAAGGGUGUUGAGAAGUCAUUUUCUCUUCUCUCUCUGAUCGACAAAAUCCUUCCCAUCUACAAGGAGGUUGUGACCGAACUGAAGGCAGCUGGAGCCACCUGGAUUCAGUUUGAUGAGCCUACCCUUGUCAUGGAUCUUGAGCCUCACAAAUUGCAGGCAUUUUCUCAUGCCUACUCAGAGCUGGAGUCAACACUCUCUGGUUUGAAUGUUAUCAUCGAGACAUACUUUGCAGAUGUUCCCGCUGAGGCUUUCAAAACAUUGACUUCGUUGAAGGGUGUUACUGGCUUUGGAUUUGAUUUGGUUCGUGGAACAAAGACCCUUGAUUUAAUCAAGGGCGGAUUCCCUUCAGGCAAAUACCUCUUUGCUGGAGUAGUUGAUGGAAGGAACAUUUGGGCCAAUGAUCUUGCUGCUUCCCUCAGUAUCCUGCUGGCUCUUGAGGGCAUUGUGGGAAAAGACAAGCUUGUGGUCUCAACCUCCUGUUCUCUUCUUCACACUGCGGUUGAUUUAGUGAAUGAGACUAAGUUGGACAAAGAGAUAAAAUCGUGGCUUGCAUUUGCUGCACAGAAAGUAGUUGAAGUCAAUGCAUUGGCAAAGGCAUUGUCUGGUCACAAAGAUGAGGCGUUCUUCUCUGCCAAUGCGGCAGCCCUUGCUUCAAGAAAAUCCUCUCCAAGGGUCACAAACGAGGCUGUUCAAAAGGCUGCUGCUGCUUUGAGGGGAUCUGACCACCGCCGAGCCACAAAUGUGAGUGCCAGGUUGGAUGCCCAGCAGAAGAAGCUAAACCUUCCUAUUCUUCCAACUACAACUAUUGGAUCUUUCCCUCAAACUAUGGAGCUUAGAAAAGUUCGCCGUGAAUACAAGGCUAAAAAGGUCUCUGAGGAGGAGUAUGUCAAGGCUAUGAAGGAGGAAAUCAACAAAGUUGUCAAGCUCCAGGAAGAACUCGACAUUGAUGUUCUGGUACAUGGAGAGCCAGAGAGGAAUGACAUGGUUGAGUACUUCGGAGAGCAAUUGUCCGGUUUUGCCUUUACUGCUAAUGGGUGGGUUCAAUCUUAUGGGUCUCGCUGUGUCAAGCCACCAAUCAUUUAUGGUGAUGUGAGCCGUCCCAAAGCAAUGACUGUCUUCUGGUCCUCGUUGUCUCAGAGCAUGACUAGUCGCCCAAUGAAAGGAAUGCUUACUGGCCCUGUUACGAUUCUGAACUGGUCUUUUGUUAGAAACGACCAACCCAGAUUCGAGACCUGCUAUCAGAUUGCUUUGGCCAUCAAGGAUGAGGUUGAAGAUCUAGAGAAAGCUGGAAUUAAUGUUAUUCAAAUUGACGAGGCUGCUUUAAGAGAAGGUUUGCCUCUUAGGAAGUCCGAGCAUGCUUUCUACUUGGACUGGGCUGUUCACUCCUUCAGAAUCACUAACUGUGGUGUCAAAGACACUUGCCAGAUCCACACCCACAUGUGCUACUCAAACUUCAAUGACAUCAUCCACUCAAUUAUCGACAUGGAUGCUGAUGUGAUCACAAUCGAGAACUCAAGAUCAGACGAGAAGCUUCUUUCUGUCUUCCGCGAGGGAGUGAAGUACGGUGCUGGCAUUGGCCCCGGUGUGUAUGACAUCCACUCCCCAAGAAUCCCCUCUACAGAAGAGAUUGCUGACCGGAUCAACAAAAUGCUUGCUGUCCUCGAGUGCAACAUCCUCUGGGUCAACCCUGACUGUGGCCUCAAGACGAGAAAGUACCCGGAAGUCAAGCCUGCUCUCAGUAACAUGGUUGCUGCCGCCAAACUUCUCCGCACCCAGUUUGCUAGUGCCAAGUGAGUUCAGAAAGGACGACCGUUACUGUGAUUUGCUUAUAUAUAUCUGAGAAGGGAAUUCCCAUUUAUGGCUCUACUAAUAACUCAUCGAUGCUCUGUUCUCUUGAGAAUACGAGCAUUUUUAUCGUUGCGGAGAAGAUGAUUAUAGGGGGUACUAAGCUUUGCUAAAUGAGCUCCAAUCACUGGUUUUAUGGCCUUUGAUAUCUUGUUUCGUUUUUUGUUUUUUUGUUUAAUUGGUAUUUGCUUUUGUAAUCCUGCUUAUGUCAAGCCAUAUCCAUGUUCCUUGAAAGGGGCUAUCUAUGUGAAAUAAACUGGAAAAUGAGGAAUAAAGGGCAAUUACCAAGCUUUUGUUUUGCGAUGAAGAUGGAUAAUUUGUCUUACCCACUAUAGUUCUUAUCUAUGGUUUCGUUCCCUAUUAUCACUACUAGGAUUUUGUACUAGAAAAUGUGUAUUUA
Molecule: messenger RNA, 2914 nt
Organism: Camellia sinensis
Lineage: Eukaryota; Viridiplantae; Streptophyta; Magnoliopsida; Ericales; Theaceae
Product: 5-methyltetrahydropteroyltriglutamate--homocysteine methyltransferase 1
Molecular function (GO): zinc ion binding; 5-methyltetrahydropteroyltriglutamate-homocysteine S-methyltransferase activity
Source: RefSeq, a predicted model, not a curated record